Molecule: messenger RNA, 3236 nt
Organism: Labeo rohita (rohu)
Lineage: Eukaryota; Metazoa; Chordata; Actinopteri; Cypriniformes; Cyprinidae
Gene: cdc42ep1a
Product: CDC42 effector protein (Rho GTPase binding) 1a
Exons: 4
Coding region: 1070-2128 (352 amino acids)
Source: RefSeq, a predicted model, not a curated record
GCUUCCAGCAGCGAGAGACUGACACGGAGCUUCGAACUGACCGUUGCUUCUCAAACAGAAGACCGUACAUAAGAGAAAAGUUUUAUGGUGGGCUACGGAAUCUUAUAUGUGGAGAUAAAUCUCAUUCAUCACUUUUUGGGGCAUGAUAAACUUGUAUUCAUCAACCCACGAGGACGUUUGUUGAUGUUACAAGAACCCCUUCAAACUGGGACGCCUGAGUGGAAUAAGCCAGCAGAGGGGGAGUCGGGGUGAAGGAAGGGAAGCAGGAUUAGGGGCUUAUCCUGGACAUGACCAAUCCUUAAGGAGCCUCCGUCAAGCCAUACUAUUGCCCAGAUUAUUACAUUUAAUUUAUUGCCUUUUAAAGACCCUUUAUCUCCCCCGGAGGAUUCCUGGCGAGUGGGCUGCUGGAUUUGAGUAUCUUUAAAAACAAAGGAUCAGGAGCAGAGGCCGGUGGGAGUGGAGGAGCAUGAGAAGAGCAUACAUGCAGGGAUAAAGCAACAAGCCUCCCUGCCGCCUUACACAUCAGCAGGGUGCAGGUCAAAGGUCACUGAAUGAACUUGGAUUGGGAAAGCACGCGUUCACAUUAAUUACGCAAAUCUGAUUAAGACCGUGCAGCAGCAGACUCUCUGGACUUUACUAAAGAAGGAGCACAUGGUUUCAGUCCUAAACCACAAAGAUAUCUGCAGCCCGAGUUGAAUUUAUUUCUGAACUGAUUUUUUUUUCAGAAGCACAAACCCAGAACAACUGUGAAGCCCAGAAUCUCUGACCACAUACGCAGCAGAGGUUUUCAGGAAUUGGAGUCAUGCAUAUUUUCAGCUCACAUUUAUCUUCACAGAAUCUUUCUGGAUAUGAACAAAGACCGAUGGCCAAAACGGGACAUAGCUGAAUGCGUCUGCCUUUUGAGAAACUGUGCGAAGAACUUUCCAUUUAACUGCGGUUGUUAUUCUGCAGAGCUAUUUUGAAGCUUGAACGGUGAUACGUGUAUAAUUUGCUUUCUUACGGUGUUCUCGCCAUUUUUUGUGGAUUUUUUUUUUUUGGAUUCUGGAAACAGUUUGUACCUGGAGAAGCCAUGAACUUGGGAAAGUUCGCUAGCCUAAAGGGCCUGGUUUCCCACUCCUCAGGAAAGCGUCGAUUUAAAGGUGACCUCACCCCGGACAUGAUCAGCCCCCCAUUGGGCGACUUCCGCCACACCAUGCACGUGGGCCGUGGAGGGGAUGUGUUUGGGGACACCUCGUUCCUCAGCAACCAUGGUGGAGCAGGAAAUAACGCGGAUGGAGACUCCUCCUCCACUUCAGAGAAGAAUGAGGGAUUCUUCUCCCGCACUCUUCGCCAUGUCCGCAAGACCCCCGACAGGCCCCGCGGCGGCUCCAAGGACCUUUCACCCCCACCUCCACCCAUUUCUCCAAUCAUAAAGAAUGCCAUUUCCCUUCCCCGGCUGGACGUGGACUCACCCAACGGCUGUCCUGUGAAAGUGCUUUUCCCCAGUCCACCCAAAACACCAGAGAGCUCCACAUACCUGUAUGGUUUGGAGUCUGGCUUUGUGACCUUGCCGAGACUGUCUCGCACUGAGCGUCCAGCCCAGGGCAGUUCUCCCUCAGCCCGUCCGCCUGAAAUCCACAGAGGCUCGCUCACGGAUAUCCCGUCCUUCCCAUGUUCAGACUCCAUCAGUCCUUCUGACUCCAUGAACUCUUUCACUCUUGAUCUGGGCCCUUCCCUUAUGUCUGAAGUCUUUGCCAUGAUUGACAGCCCUGUGUGUGAAAAGGCCGAUCCCAUCAUUGAAAAAGCACAGUCGACCGAUGAUAACUCUGAGGUGGACUCGGACGCAACCACGUCCUUGGUGGACUCUCUCCUGAGAGAAGACGAUGACGGUAGGACGCGCUUGUAUGGAGGAGAGUGGAAGCAUUCAGACUUUGUAAAUGGUGAGUCACCUAAAAAAUCCACGUUGGGGGAUCGGAUGCGCUCUUACUCCAUUGAGGAUCACGGCAUGGAGCCGGAGAGUUUCCAGAGGGCUGCUGAUGUGCUGGCACGUCAUUACGGGAGUGGAGGACUCAGGAAUACAAACACCAACAACUCUCAUAGGAGAGGACCAUACAGCUAUGCUGAUGAAGAAGAAGAAAUCAAAGUCUAACACUAUGAGAUGCCUAAAAUCCAAAUCGUGCAGCACUAAUAAAGGGAUAGUUUAGCCUGUUAUUAAUUACUCACCCUCAUGUGUUUCCAAACCCAUAAGACCUUUGUUCAUCUUCAGAACACAAGUUAAGAUAUUUUUGAUGAAAUUGUGGUUGAACCACUGAUGUCACAUGGACUAUUUUAAUGUCUUUACUACCUUUCUGGGCUUUGAAUGUGUUGUGUUGCAGUCUAUGCAGAGUCAGAAAGCUCUCGGAUUUCAUCAAAAAUAUCUUAAUUUGAGUUACGAAGAUGAAUGAAGGUCUUGCGGGUUUGGAAAGACAUGAGGGUGAGUAAUUAAUGACAGAAUUUUCAUUUUUGAGUUUAACUAACCAUUUAAAGAGAUAGUUCAGACAAAAUGAACAUUCUGUCAUAAUUUACUGUUCCAAACCCAUUUCUUUUUUUUGCUAAAAUGAAAUUUCAUUAGAAUUUAAUUGAAUGAGGACUGGGCCUGUCAAGCUCCAUAAUGAUAAAAAAGCACCAUGAAAGUAUCAUAAAAGUAGUCCGUAGAUUUCUCAAACCAUUUUUUUUAGCAUACUGUGAGGAACAGACCAGAAUUCCCAAAAGUCAUUAUUCAGUUCCUUUGGUCUGUGAACUGGUUCAUUGAGUCACUCGAGAAUCAAAUCAAUUCUAGUUCAAUUUCUGAAUGAAUCAUCCAGACUGGUUUAAUUUGAAAAGAUGAAAGAAGAAAAACAAUUUGUUCAGGAAUAUGACAUUGCUGCAUCUCCCAUGAACAUGCCAAGGAGAGCUAAGACAGCUGUUAAUAAAUAACAAAAAUAAUUCAUUAUUUAAAAGGAUAUUCCUCUCCAAAAUGAAAAUUCUGUCAUAUUUUAUUCACCUCAUUUAAUUUCAGAAACUGUCUUUCUUUCUUCUGUGGAUCACAAAAGAAGAUAUUUUGAAGAACUGUUUUUGUCAUACAAUGAAAGUCAGUGGAAUUCAAUGUUGUUUGGUUUCAGGGUUGCCAGGUUUUCACACCAAAACCCAUCCAAAAUUGCUACCCAAAACUAGUCUAAAACUAGCCCAAUUGACCCUUUGCAAACACCUUGAUUGACAGUCGAUCUAACCAAUCAUAA